This is a messenger RNA of Fragaria vesca subsp. vesca, 3111 nucleotides long. Its product is annotated as putative disease resistance RPP13-like protein 1-like. The coding region runs from base 1 to 3111 and encodes 1036 amino acids. The record is from RefSeq and is a predicted model, not a curated record. Lineage: Eukaryota; Viridiplantae; Streptophyta; Magnoliopsida; Rosales; Rosaceae. The transcript is spliced from 2 exons.
AUGCCUAUUGUUCGAGCAUUUGAAUCUGCUUCUGUAAGCAUCCUCCUUAACAAGUUGGCCACUCAAGAUGUCAUAAAUUUCUUCCUCAAGUGGGGAAUCGAUGACUCGCUGCGAGCAAAGCUCAAGAGCAACCUGCUUGUCAUUCAUGCAGUUCUCAAUCAUGCUGAGGAGAAGCAAGUCCAGGACUUGAGUGUCAAAGCUUGGCUUGAGGAUGUCAGAGUUGCAGCUUAUGAUGCUGAGGACAUAUUGGAUGAUAUCGCGAAUGAUGCCCUCGAAUCACAAAACAGCAAACAUGAGGUAUGGAUUUCUAAGAUCAAAGAAGGGAUAGACUUUAAAAUCAAAGACAUUGCUGAUACUCUUAAUCCUUUUAGAGAACGUGUAGAGUCGAAAAUGAUAAAGAUUAUAGAUAUUUUGGAAGAGCUUGCAAAACAGAAAGAUAUUCUUUGUUUGAGAGAAGAUUCUGGAGGUGUAAAAUCAGGGUUUGAAAGAUCACCCACAACAACGAUGUUGGGUGAUGAAUCUCAUAUUUAUGGUAGGGAAUUUGAUAAGGAGGAGAUAAUUACUUUGCUGAAGUUGGGUGAAAGUGAUGAUGAGGUUUCUAUUAUUCCAAUUGUAGGCAUGGGGGGCAUUGGGAAGACCACACUUGCUCAGCUUGUGUAUAAUGAUGUUAAUGUAAGUAGCAAGUUUGAUUUGAAAGCUUGGGCGUGUGUCUCUGAUGUGUUUGAUGUGCAAAGGAUAACAAAAGCACUUGUUGAGUCCGCGACUAAAGGAAGUUGUAGCACAAACAAUUUGGAGUUACUUCAAGAACAACUGAAAAAGUGGUUGAAGAACAAGAAAUUUCUUUUUGUUCUGGAUGAUGGCUGGAACGAGAAGUAUGAAAGCUGGGAUAAGUUAAGAGUCCCCUUCACAGUUGGUGCACUAGGGAGUAAAAUUAUAAUCACGACACGAAGCAAAACAGUUGCAUCACUUAUGGGGACUGUUCCUACUUACUGUUUGGAGGGGCUUUCAGAUGGUGAUUGUUGGUUACUAUUUGAACAAAUUGUUUUUCGGAACAGGAAUUUAGAUUCCUAUCCAAAGUUGAAAGUGAUCGGCAAGAAAAUAGUAGACGAGUGUAAAGGGUUGCCUUUGGCUGCAAAGGCACUAGGAGGCCUCCUGCGUGCCGAACCAGAACUUGAUGAGAAUUACUGGAAUGAUAUCUUGAAUAGCAAAAUUUGGAAGCUGGCAGACAACAAUAUUUUACCAGCUCUAAGAUUAAGCUACCAUCACCUCCCUGAGGAUUUGAAGCGGUGCUUUGCUUAUUGCUCAAUGUUUCCUAAGGACUAUGAAUAUGACAGAGAGAUGCUGAUCUUGUUAUGGAUGGCAGAGGGUUUUGUGCCAGAGCCAGAAGGAAAUCAGCAAAUCGAAGAUGUAGCAAGAAGAUAUGUUUCAGAUUUUUUAUCAAGGUCCUUCUUCCAACACACCAAUGACAAGUUACGACUGGUAAUGCAUGACCUCAUACAUGAUCUUGCACAAUCUGUGUCUGGAAAAACAUUUGUUAGGUUGGAGGAAAAUACAGAGAAUCAUAACAAGUCUACAAAAGCUCGGCACUUAUCAUAUACUCGUGGAUUUAAUGAUGUAUUUCAGAAAUUCGAGGCUUUCAGUAAUGUGGAUUGUUUACGGACCUUUCUACCAUUAGACCCGUUGCAAGGAUUUUCUAUGGGUAGCUUGACUGACAAGGUUCCUUGUGAUAUGAUGCCAAAAUUAAGAUUCUUGCGGGUGCUAUCCUUUAGUGGUUAUCUCAUAGAAAAGUUGCCAGAUUCAAUUGGCAGUUUGAAACAACUACGGUACCUCAAUCUUUCUCAUUGUCAAAUAGAAGAGCUACCUGAGUCAACAAGCAGUCUAUACAAUCUGCAGACAUUACUUUUAUUCAGAUGUUGUUCGCUUACCAGGCUGCCUGCAAACAUGGGAAACCUAAGGAAUUUACGGCAUCUCAAUAUUGAGGGAACUAAGCUGAAAAGUAUGCCUUUGGGAAUGGGAAGAUUGAUUAACCUUCAAAUACUGUCAGAUUUCAUUGUGGGGAAAGCCAUGGGAAAGGGGAUUGCAGAAUUCAAGGACUUGUCACAUCUUCGAGGAUCCAUUUCUAUUUUGUGUUUGCAUAAUGUCGACAGUGUUAGAGAUGCAAUUGUGGCCAGAUUGAAGGAUAAGAAGCACCUGGAUGAUUUGGUUUUGGAAUGGAGCAGCAGUAGUGAUGGUUCACGAAAUGAAGGGAUCGAGACAGAAGUACUUGAUGCACUGCAGCCUCAUGAAAAUCUGAAGAAACUCACCAUCAAGUAUUAUGGAGGUACUGAAUUCCCAUAUUGGAUGGGAGAUCCUUUCUUCACUAACAUGGUGUACUUACAUCUCUAUGGUUGCGCAAAAUGCACAUCGUUACCACCCCUUGGCCAACUACCUUCUCUUAAAGAUCUCAUACUUGAAGCAAAGCAUGGAAUAAAACAUGUAGGAAUCGAAUUUUUUGUGGAUGAUGAUGGUUCCAGAAUCUGUUUCCCCUCUUUGGAGACUUUGAAAUUUGAGGACAUGGAAGAAUGGGAGGAAUGGUCUUCAGAUGAAAGGCGUAAAGAAUUUCCCAGCCUUCGGGUGCUUUGCAUUUUCAGAUGUCCCAAGUUAACAAAGUUUUCACAUGGAUUUGCCUCUCUAGAAAAGCUGCGCAUCAGGAAGUGCGGAGCACUGACUACCUUCUCACAGAACCCUGCACUUGGGAAUUUGGAACCUGUAGAUUUCCGUAGCCUGCAACUGCUUGUUCUUGUUGGUUGUGGUGAGCUUGAAAACCUUCCUUUUUCCCUCCCUUCGUUGAAAGUGCUUGAGAUAGAUGGUUGCGAAAUACUGGCUGCACUUCCAAGGAUGGUGGAACUUAGCACAAUGUACCUGAUGGAUUCAAAUGCUGAAUUACUUGGAUGGAUGAUGAGAUUCAGCUCGCUGACCUCUCUUCACCUAACUCAUAUUCCACAUGUGAAGUGUCUACCUGAAGGCUUUAUCCAACAGUCUGAAAAACUUGAAGAACUGAGUCUUUCAGGCUUUCCUGACCUUGAAUAUUUGUUGAUAAGCUUCCACCUGUACUUCAAUAUUUGGAUUUGA